AUGGAAGGUCUCAAGGAGACUGCAUCGUCAAAAACACUCACAACCAAGCAUCUUUAUCAACUUCACUUAGAAAUUUCGAGAACGGCUUCCCUCGAUGCUAUUGUGCCGCAGACCGCCUUCGAUGCUCUCCAGCUAGGUAGAUCUACCCAGUUCGUUGUCUGCAGGCUUCUGCGUUUUUGGGAGUCUAAAAACAUCAAGAACAAGGAUUUUGUGAUUCAUGGAUUCAUCCUUGGUGGUCGCGCUGCUUAUUACCGGCCAUCUUUAUGCGAGGGUUCAGUGAUGAAGGUUUCACGAUUUGAAGUUGCGAGAUGUACGACCAUCCAUUUGUGGUCCUGUUUCUUCCCCAGACAACCAUGA
This is a messenger RNA of Eruca vesicaria subsp. sativa (arugula), 357 nucleotides long. NCBI's taxonomy places the organism in Eukaryota, Viridiplantae, Streptophyta, Magnoliopsida, Brassicales, Brassicaceae. The record is from the annotation of a GenBank genome assembly.